Camponotus floridanus (Florida carpenter ant) is the source of this 673-nucleotide messenger RNA. RefSeq names its product BET1 homolog (gene Bet1). The transcript is spliced from 3 exons. The coding region runs from base 133 to 495 and encodes 120 amino acids. Gene Ontology annotation, cellular component: SNARE complex; Golgi trans cisterna. Lineage: Eukaryota; Metazoa; Arthropoda; Insecta; Hymenoptera; Formicidae. The record is from RefSeq and is a predicted model, not a curated record. Gene Ontology annotation, biological process: vesicle fusion with Golgi apparatus; endoplasmic reticulum to Golgi vesicle-mediated transport. Gene Ontology annotation, molecular function: SNAP receptor activity.
AUAUAUAAAUAUCUGACAAAGUUACUGUCAAUCUGCUAAAUACAGGUUAUUAGCCAUAUAAGUGAUAUUUAAAUUCUAUUGGAAGAAAAAUAAUAAAAGAUUGUAUAUUUUUAUAUAAUUAGAAUUACAUUGAUGAUCAAGAUUCCUAACAAUAUGCGACGUUCUCAUUCAGGAGGUUAUAGCUACGAACCAUUACCAAGUACAUCUACUCACAAUGCCAUAGAAGACGAAAGUGAAAGAAUGACAGAAGAGUUAAAGCACAAAAUUCAUACUUUAAAAUCUUUAUCUAUUGACAUUGGUACAGAAGUAAAAUAUCAAGACAAACUGUUAAGAAAUAUGGAUGAUGAUUUUGAAAGAACGAGUGGCUCCUUAUCAGGUUCUGUGACACGUGUUUUGCGUUUAGCAAAAGCAGGCCAUAAUUAUUAUAUCCUAUACUUGUUCCUUUUUUCUAUAGCAGUAUUUUUUAUAUUGUGGGCAGUUUUGAGAUUUAAAUGAUUGUUCAUAAAAUCUAUAACUAAGAUAAAAUGUAUAUAAGAUGUAACUAAGUCAAAAUUGGAAAUUUUAAAUAAGUUAUGUAGUUGGCUUAUCUGUGAAUUAUAUGAAAAAGUUUAUUCUCAUUUUGUUAAGAUUGCAUUGUGGUAUACAUAUAUAAAAAUAUAUAUUAGUUAUUCUA